This is a messenger RNA of Hibiscus syriacus, 1716 nucleotides long. Its product is annotated as BAHD acyltransferase DCR-like. Lineage: Eukaryota; Viridiplantae; Streptophyta; Magnoliopsida; Malvales; Malvaceae. Bases 68 to 1399 code for a protein of 443 amino acids. The transcript has 2 exons. The record is from RefSeq and is a predicted model, not a curated record.
UCUCCUCUUUCAAAACACUUCUUUUCUCUUUCCUCUAAGAAAAAAAAGGUAACAAAUCAUCAAGGAUAUGGCAGCCGGAGCAUUGAUCAAGGAAGAAGAGACGUCCAAGGUGAAAAUCACCGGAAAAACCCACGUGAAGCCUGGGAACAUCAUAGGAAGAAAAGAAUGUCAAUUGGUCACAUUUGAUCUCCCAUAUCUGGCAUUCUACUAUAACCAGAAGUUGCUGUUUUAUAAGUGUGAGGGGUUUGAGGAGAAGGUGGAGAAACUCAAGGAUGGGAUGAGGGUGGUUUUGGAGGAGUUUUAUCAGCUGGCAGGCAAGCUCGGAAAAGACGAAGAAGGGGUUUUCCGGGCCGAUUACGACGACGAUAUGGACGGCGUUGAGGUGUUGGAAGCUGUCGCCGAAGAGAUCGCUGUGGACGAACUCGCGGCGGAUGAAGGCACGAGCUCUCUCAAGGACUUGAUACCCUACAAUGGUGUCCUCAACUUGGAGGGCUUACACAGGCCUCUACUGUCAGUGCAGUUAACGAAGUUGAAAGAUGGAGUGGCAAUGGGGUGUGCGUUCAACCACGCCGUCCUGGAUGGAACCUCGACCUGGCAUUUCAUGAGCUCCUGGGCUCAAAUCUGCAGUGGCUCCACCAACUCAGUUGCCGUGCCACCGUUCCUCGAGCGGACCAAAGCUCGAAACACCCGAGUGAAACUGGAUCUCUCACUCCCACCCAACCCAAUCGCUGCCUCUAAUGGCGGUGCACACCAACUCAGGGAGAAACUCUUCAGGUUUCCCGAAGCUGCCAUCGACAAGAUCAAGUCCAACGUCAACUCCAACCCGCCAACCCCAGGCUCCAAACCAUUCUCCACUUUUCAAUCUCUAGCCGUCCACAUUUGGCAACAUGUCUCCAAAGCACGCAACCUUAAACCCGAAGACUACACAGUAUUCACAGUCUUUGCAGAUUGUCGGAAAAGGGUUGACCCUCCAAUGCCGGAAAGUUACUUCGGCAAUCUCAUACAAGCCAUCUUCACUGUCACGGCUGCCGGGCUAUUGCUGGCGAACCAGUUAGACUUCGGUGCAUCGGUCAUACAGAAAGCCAUCGAAGCACACGAUGCUAAGGCCAUCGAGGAACGUAACAAGGAGUGGGAAGCCGCUCCAAAGAUUUUCGAGUUCAAAGAUGCUGGUGUCAACUGCGUGGCUGUCGGGAGCUCGCCGAGGUUUAAGGUUUACGAUGUCGAUUUCGGGUGGGGAGAACCGGAAGGCGUGAGGAGCGGAUCCAACAACAGGUUCGACGGGAUGGUUUAUCUGUAUCAAGGGAAGAGCGGAGGAAGGAGCAUUGACGUGGAGAUCACCUUGGAAGCUGGUGCGAUGGAGCAAUUGGAAAAAGAUGAAGGCUUUCUGAUGGAAGUCUAGUUUUUUUUUCCCCCUUCUUCAAAAGGGUGCCAUUUUCACAUUCAUUCUGAUCUUAUAGAAAGCUUAAAAAAGAAUGAAUGAUCUCUAUGAAUGUGAAACUAGUUUCCACCCUUCAAUAAUUUCUGUGUUUAUUUUUCAGUGUUGAAGGUAAGGUUCAGGGCAGAGUUGCUUGAUUUGUUAGUGUGAUGUAAGAUUUUUAUGUUUGGAUUGACGUGUUGUUAAUGCUAGUGUGAUGUAAGCUUUUUAUGUUCGGAUUGACGUGUCGUUAAUGCUUUGUACGAGUGUUUUUUUUAAUGGAAUUUAAUAAUUGGUUUUCA